Molecule: messenger RNA, 2040 nt
Organism: Daktulosphaira vitifoliae (grape phylloxera)
Lineage: Eukaryota; Metazoa; Arthropoda; Insecta; Hemiptera; Phylloxeridae
Gene: Hs6st
Product: heparan-sulfate 6-O-sulfotransferase 1
Exons: 6
Coding region: 195-1484 (429 amino acids)
Cellular component (GO): membrane
Molecular function (GO): heparan sulfate 6-sulfotransferase activity
Source: RefSeq, a predicted model, not a curated record
AUGUAAUUUUACACAAUUUUUAACGAUAUAGUUUCAUUAAAAUGUUGUUAUAAUGUUACGUUAUAUUUAUAUUUGAAUUGCAACGAUAAUAACUUUUAAGUACUUAUUAUAUUAAUCAUAUUACCAUGUACUUAAAAUAAAAAAUCAAUGUAAUAUGAACUUCUUAUAUUUAUAUAAAAUUAUCUAAUAAAAAUAUGUCCCAAAUAGUUUUAAUAGAGUCUGAUAUUGAUGAACUAUUGAAAAACUAUCAAAUGCGAAGGCGAAUUGAUCAACAUGUUAUUCUGAGAAAACUAUCAAUACUAUGUAUUUGUCUAGCUUUAUUUGGUAUAAUUUACUUUGGUUAUUUUUGUUCCAAUAGUCGUUGCUCACAAUCUUACAAUCCAAAACCAACAUUUUACUCGGAAUGGACUGUUUUGAAUUUACUAUCAACCAACAAUUCUGAUAAAAAUAUAUUAAAAAAUACUGGUACAUCUAUAAGUUAUGAUGAUAUGCAAAAUGAAAAUCAACUACGAUUUGAUAUGAAUGCUCAUGACGUUUUGGUGUUUCUACAUAUUCAGAAAACUGGAGGAACAUCAUUUGGACGCCAUUUAGUUCAAGAUUUGGACCUUCAGCGACCUUGUACUUGUCAAAGAAAAAGAAAAUUAUGUUACUGUUUUAGACCUAGUCGCAAUGAAAACUGGUUAUUUAGCCGAUACUCAACUGGUUGGAAGUGUGGUCUUCAUGCGGACUUUACAGAAUUAACAGGAUGUGUUAACUCAGAAUUAGAUAAAAGUGAAGGCAAAUCAAAAAAUAGAAGAUACUUCUAUUUGACUUUGUUAAGAGAUCCUAUUAGUCGUUAUUUAUCUGAAUACAAACAUGUACAGAGAGGAGCUACAUGGCGAAUGUCUAAACAUUGGUGUGGAGGACGUCCAGCAUCUCUAGAAGAACUACCUAAAUGUUAUAAUGGAACAUUUUGGACUGAUGUAACUUUAAAUUCAUUUGCUGAUUGUUCACAUAAUUUAGCUGCUAAUAGGCAAACACGGAUGUUAGCUGAUUUAAAUUUAGUUGGUUGUUACAACAAUACUUUAAUGAAUCAUGAAAAAAGAAACCAAAUUAUGUUAGCUAGUGCAAAAAAAAAUUUACUAUCAAUUGCAUUUUUUGGACUUACAGAAUAUCAAAAGUUAAAUCAAUACAUCUUCGAAGAAACAUUCAAUUUGAGGUUUGCCAUAACAUUUACACAACACAACUCAACUCUUUCAGCAGUGUAUAAAUCUUUGUUAAACAAAGAAGAGCUGGAAAAAGUAAAAAAAGUAAAUGCUUUAGAUAUAGAACUUUAUGAAUUUGCCAGACAUCAUUUAUUUCGGAGAUUUGAAAAGUUAAGAUCAAUAAGUCCUAAUUUUAAAGAUCGUUGGACACAUUUAGGUAUGUUACCUAGUAAUACUGCAUUUGACUGGGAAAAAGAAGUUGAAACUGAAGCUACAGAUAAUGAGGUCAACUAUUCUUAGCUAAAAUGGUUGUUAAUAAAACUUUUUCAAACCUUAAUAAAAUGUUUUGCAUGAAAACUUAAAACUUAAGUAUUAUUUUUUAUUAUACCCAUUUUAAGUAUUAUAUUUUAUCUAUUCAUUUGUAUGUUAAAAAAAUUCUAAACUAUUUUACUGUUUAAUAUAUAAGUUUUUUAUUAUACAACAUUAGUUUAAAUAAAUACAUGUAUAUAUAGAUAUGUUUAUUUUUAAAUAACAUAUUACUGCUUUUAAAUUAAUUUUGAUGGCAUCAUUCCUUUUUUUUUUUAUUUAAUAGCUUGACUCAUCAAGUAUUGAAAUAAUAAUUAGUUUUAUAUUAAAUAUAUAUAUGACAUAUCAUUUAGGCUAAUAUUAUAUAGAAAAUAUAAUUUUGAGGUGAUUAUGUAUUAAAAUAAGUUACCAUAACACAUUAUUAGUUAAAAAAUUUUACAUUAUUUUAAAUAUAAGACUGGAUUAUAUAUUUAUAGUAAAGCUUAAUUAUAAGUCAUUGAACAGUUAAUGUAAUACUAUAAAAUAAUUCCAAUAAAUUUUUUUUACUAUA